Lodderomyces pseudojiufengensis is the source of this 2184-nucleotide messenger RNA. RefSeq lists its product as uncharacterized. The record is from RefSeq and is a predicted model, not a curated record. The coding region runs from base 1 to 2184 and encodes 727 amino acids. NCBI's taxonomy places the organism in Eukaryota, Fungi, Ascomycota, Pichiomycetes, Serinales, Debaryomycetaceae. The transcript is spliced from 3 exons.
AUGCAAUUAAUUCAAUUUUUUGUUGUUUUUAUUUUAGCAUUUGGUUCUUUAGCUCAUACCGUACCAGGUUUAUCAUCACUUAAAAGCCAGUAUUUAGCUAAAAGGGAAUUUAAUGAUGUUGCUGAAAAUAUCUUUAGAAAUUUACCAAGAGAAGAAAUUGAUUUUAUUAAUUAUCAUUUACAAAAUUUAACAAAUUAUAAUAGCACUAAGUGUGAUACAUGUAAACAUAGAUUAAGAUACGCGAGAUCAUUAGUUGAUGAGUUGCCAGACAAACAACAUUUGGUGGUAUUAAUGUUGUAUAAAUAUUGUGUUAACACUAAUUACAAUUCAGCUUCAUGUGGUUAUAACGAAUUCUUCAUCAAUACUGGGUCUUAUAAUAAUGAUUCAUUUAAUGAUACACCAGAUUCAAACAUUGGAGCAUUCACUAAUGUUCAUAUCUUUGACAAUGAUUUUUUGAGAGUGAUUAAAAAUUUUGAUAUUGAAAGUGAAAUUGAUUUAGAAUAUUAUUGUUUUUUCAAGGACAAAGAAUCUUGUGAUUUACCAGAAACUCCUGAUGUUGAAGAACUAUUUAAUAUUAGUAAUUGGUGGCCAGCAAAGCAACCAAAGCAUUAUCAACAACCAAUAUAUAAAAACAAUUCUGAAAAAUUCAACGUUAUUCAUGUUACAGAUUUCCAUAUUCAACCAGCAUAUGAAACAGGUCAAGAAGCAAAUUGUAGUAGUGUUCCGUGUGGUAUCAAAUGGUCUUAUAGCAAGAAACUACCAGGUAAAGAAUAUAAUUUCACUGAAUAUUAUACAAAUUUAAAUCCAACUUUCAAAGACUUCAAUUUUUCAUUCUAUCCUGAUGCUCGUUAUGAUGAUUUGGAAUACAUAAAAGGAGAUUAUUAUGAUUUUCCAAAAUAUAGAGGUUGGAACUUUGUUAACUCACCUGCUACUCCAUUUGGUGCAUAUUUAAGUGAUAGUCCUCCUUUGUUGAUGAAUUCUUCUUUAGCUCAUAUAAAGAAAAUGAAUCAAGAAAACAAUUUAAACUUUGAAUAUGCUAUUUUCACAGGAGAUCUCUAUAAUCAUGACUCAACGCAUGGUUCACGAGAAGAAACUAUUGCUGAUGAAACUUUGGCUUUCAAUUUGAUGAAAGAUUACUUUGGUAAUAUUACAGUGCUACCAAGUUUAGGAAACAGAUUCAACAGUGUACUAACUCGAAUUUUGCAUGAUGAUUUCCCUUAUUCUCAAUUACCACCUCUUCAUUUAAACAACGACACUGAGUCUGAUCAUUACCAUUAUAAUGUGGAAAAGAUGGCAGAGCUUUGGAUCAAUAAUGAGUGGUUUGAUAAAAAAGAUGAAAAUGAUUUGAAAAGACACUAUACAGGAUUUUCAUAUGUCACCAAAAGAGGUUUGAAAGUCAUUGCUUUAAACUCUAAUGCUUAUUAUGAUGGUAAUUUAUAUGCUUUCUUAGAUCAAACUACUAACCCAGAUCUUUUUGGAAACUGGAAAUUUUUAGUUGAUGAAUUAAUAGAAUCAGAAUCAAAAGAUCAAAGAGUUUGGAUAAUGUUCCAUGUUCCACCAAACAAUUUUGAUGUUUUACCAAUUGCUUCCCGAAUAUUCGGUACGAUUGUUGAAAGAUUCAGUCCAUAUACUAUUUCAGCAAUCUUUUCAGGUAUUCAUAGAGAUCAAUUCCUGAUUUUAUACUCUGGGAAUUCAACAGCCGAUGAAGCUCAAGAAAAAGAUGCUUUAUUAGUAAAUUAUGUUUCACAAUCAGUAACUCCUUUCACUUCAUUCAAUCCAUCAUGGAGAUAUUACGAAGUUGAAAAUGAAAGUUUCAACAUCAUUAAUUCAAACAAUUAUUAUUUACAAUUAAAUGGAACAUUUAAUAAUGGAGGUGAAGAACCAGAAUGGGAGUUUGAGUAUUCUGCUAGAGAUCUCUAUGAUCCAGAUCAUACUUGGCCAACCAAUGCUCCAUUAAAUGCUACUUUCUGGCAUAGAUAUGUUGCUGCAAGAUUAUGGAAUACUAGUGAUACAGCCUUUAAUCAAAAAUUUAUGGAUUAUAAAUAUAGAAAAAGUCCUUUGACUCCAGUAUGUACUACUCCAAAGGAGAAGAAAUUGGCUAGAGUCUGUUACAAUGAUAAUAACUGCUUCUUGAACUUUUACUCAGACAACAAUAUUAAAUGUCAAAAGGAGCCAAUUAAAUAA